AUGAUAGCACACGGAACUCCAAUUGCUGCAGCUACUGCAGUGACUUCCGUGGUAUCUUCUUCAUUACAUCAUCUGAACAUCCCGAUGCCAACAUUUGAUGGAACAUAUGAACAGUGGCCUAAGUUCAAGGCCAUGUUCCUGGAUAUUGUGAAGGAAUCUAGCGCAUCGGAUGCGGUGAAGUUACAUCACCUUAACAAGGCCUUGAUUGGAAAGGCUAGUGGCGUGCUGAAUGCAAGUCUCAUCGCAGACAUCAGUAGCUGGAACAUCCCGGAAGACUACAUCUUAGCUGAUCCCACCUUUAACCAGCCGGGACGUGUUGACAUCAUCCUUGGAGCAGAACUGUUUUACGAAUUCCUGAAGGAGCGCCGCGUGUCAUUUGGUCUGCAUCGUCCAAUAUUGCAAGAAUCCAAAUUUGGUUGGAUAGUCAGUGGCAAUGCACUCAUCGAACCAGCAUCUGAUCCAGUAGUGUGUGCAACAGCUUUAAUCACGGAUAACUUGAGCAUGGUGGCAGCAGAGGACAACGCUGAAAUGUCCUUGUCACAUCAUCCAGUUGUCAGCAACGCAGUCAUCAGACAUCGUAGUGAUCUUCAAAGUGGCCUGCGAAACGGAGUAAUCGAAAUUCAGAAUGACGAGUUAAGGGUCGGACGGGCCAAACGAGAAGGAGCAUCCGUAGCUGACGUCAUCUAUCCUAAAUCAUCAGAGAGAGCAGCUGAGACAUCUACAAGUGAUUCUACCGCAGUCUGUCUUGGUGGCAGUGACUUUGGUGGCAUCAUAUCAGCAACGGGUGAGAAACAGGCGAAGGCACAAUCACUUCAUUUAUGCUACAAUUGCCUUGGUUCCGGACAUUCAUCAUCCAAGUGCGACUCGAAGAAAAAAUGUCGCCACUGCAACAGACGUCAUCACACGCUUCUUCAUAUCGAGCUGAACAACGAUAUGGCAAGGACAGAAAAUGUGCCAUCUGCCUCCACGCAGUCGUCCCAAGCCGUUGCAACUACAUCACAGCCGACCAGAAGCCAGUUUUCACCUCAGGUUGCCUUGACUGUGAAUGGAGAGGCUACCUCCACUGUCCUGUUAUCUACAGUGAUCAUCAACAUCAUGGACGACCAAGGGAUUGAGCAUCAUGCGCGAGCACUACUGGAUAGCGGCUCGCAAUCGAACUUCGUGUCUGGUAGAUUGGCCCAACUACUGCGGUUGCCAAGGAAACUUGUCAACAUUCCUCUAUCGGGCAUUGGUGGCAGCUCAAACAUCAACGUCCAACAUGCUGUAGGAGCCACAAUUCGAUCCCGCUGCUCCGACGAUACGUUUUUCGUCAAUUUACUGGUUUUGCCCAAACCUACGGCAAAUUUACCAACUCGGCCGGUAAACAUCAGCAACUGGAACAUCCCGGCUGAAUACAUUUUGGCAGAUCCGACGUUUAAUCAGCCUGGAAGUGUGGACAUCAUGCUUGGUGCCGAGAUGUUCUACGAGUUGUUGAAGGAGCGUCGUGUAUCAUUUGGUAAGCAUCGUCCGAUACUUCAAGAGUCGAAAUUCGGCUGGAUCGUGAGUGGAACUGCUCUUGUUGAAAUAUCUGUCGAGCCAAUUGUGUGCAUGACAGCAAUCGACGAUCUGAUGAAGAAAUUCUUUGACAUUGAGGAACUGAAUGAUGAGCCUAACUGGAGUUUGGAAGAACGAGCUUGCGAAGAUUUUUAUCGUAAAACAACUACUCGCAACGAAAACGAGAAAUACAUCGUCCGACUACCAAGGAAAUCACAAAUGUCUGGAAAGCUAGGAGACUCCAAAGUGAUUGCUUUGCGGCGGUUUCUGGUUAUUGAACGUCGUCUCCAGAGGAAACCAGAAACUCGAAAGGCAUACAUAGAGUUCAUGGACGAGUAUCAGCGUAUGGGGCAUAUGUGCAAAGUGCCAGCAGAUGAAUCAACUGGUGAAACCUUUUACCUUCCACACCACCGGUUUUAA
Molecule: messenger RNA, 1953 nt
Organism: Anopheles merus
Lineage: Eukaryota; Metazoa; Arthropoda; Insecta; Diptera; Culicidae
Exons: 3
Coding region: 1-1953 (650 amino acids)
Biological process (GO): proteolysis
Molecular function (GO): aspartic-type endopeptidase activity
Source: RefSeq, a predicted model, not a curated record